AUGGCUCAGAAGCAGGAAGCUAAAGGCGGCACUGGAGGCACUGAAUGGGAUGAUGGCCACCAUGAAGGUAUAUCACAGAUCUAUAUAAGAGAGGGUCGUGAAGGCAUAGAGUCCAUCAAGUUUGAUUAUGUCAAGAAGGAAAAACUUAAAGCUGGAGCAAUCCAUGGUGGCUCGAGUCAACGUUUAACCGAGUGGUUUGAUCUAAACCACACCAUUGAUGAACAUAUCGUAUCUAUCACGUGUUACUACGACGAGGGUGCCAUACAAGGCCUGGUGAUCAAAACCAAUAUCAGGGCUUCUGCACUCAUGGGAUAUAACCUUGGUACUAAGUUUAAACUUGAAGUCAAAGGCAAGAAGAUCAUUGGGUUUCAUGGAUCUUCUGACAAAAACCUUCGCUCUCUAGGAGCUUAUUUCGCACCGCUUACUCCUGCUGGAGGCAGCACUGGAGGCAGAGAAUGGGAUGAUGGAGCUGAUCAUGAAGGCGUAUCACAGAUCUUUAUACGUGGGGGUCGUGAAGGCAUAGAGUCCAUCAAGUUCGAUUAUAUCAAGAACGGAGAACCUAAAGCUGGACAAAUCCAUGGUGAUUCGGGUCAAGGUUUCACUGAGUGGUUUGAUCUUGACCCCAUCACUGAUGAACAUAUCCUAUCUAUAAAGUGUUACUACGACGAGGGUGCGAUACAUGGCCUUGUGAUCAAAACCAACAUGAGGAAUUGUGGACUUAUGGGAUACAACGUGGGUACUAAGUUUAAACUCGAAGCUAAAGGAAAGAAGAUAAUUGGGUUUCAUGGAUCUUCUGACAAAUACCUCCGCUUUCUAGGAGCUUAUUUCGCUCCGCUUUCUCCUGAUAAUUUGGAAGACUAAUAUUUCCUGGGAGAACAACAGCUCCAACAGUUUGGUUUAUGUUGCUUUGAUUCUAUACAAUUUUAAUGUGUUAUGAUCUUCCAUCUUGUUUGGUGUGCCUUUCACUUGAAGCAUGCUAAUUGUCUUUCCAUGAAAACCAACAAUCCUGUGACCUUGCUUGUGGAAUAUGAAGCUUGCGAUUGUAUCAAGUUCAAAGGUUGUUUUUUUUAUAAAGGGUUUUCAUCAAAGGUUGGAGUUUCGCUUCUCGGUUUUGAACUUGACCAUCACUAAACUUUGAAGAAAACAAUUUAUCAAAAAAAAAACCUUUACAAUCUCAAGCUUCAUAUUCCUAGCCAAUAAACUAAUUUGGCUGGCUCGCUCCGUGCAAAAGAUAAGAAGAUGGAAGGAUGACCUGAAAUUGCUAGCCUGUCUUUAGGUUAGUUUAGAUAUUUGAUUAAGUCCUCUGAUGUAGCUCCAAAAAUUACAUUCUUCUGAUGAAUGCUAGGCAUGUUUUUCAAAGC
Molecule: messenger RNA, 1361 nt
Organism: Eruca vesicaria subsp. sativa (arugula)
Lineage: Eukaryota; Viridiplantae; Streptophyta; Magnoliopsida; Brassicales; Brassicaceae
Source: the annotation of a GenBank genome assembly